This is a messenger RNA of Penicillium manginii, 1167 nucleotides long. Its product is annotated as DUF4419 domain-containing protein. The transcript has a single exon. Lineage: Eukaryota; Fungi; Ascomycota; Eurotiomycetes; Eurotiales; Aspergillaceae. The record is from RefSeq and is a predicted model, not a curated record. The coding region runs from base 1 to 1167 and encodes 388 amino acids.
AUGCCUGUCACUCUCACCACAGCCAACCACUCCGCUACGAAAUGGAAAUACCCGAAAGUAAAGACGGCCGAACAGCUGCUCGAGCGCUCAUGCCCAGAAGAACAUCGCCGCUGCCAGAAAUUGAUACAACAUUCCUUUUCAAACGGGCUUUUUGACACUUCUCAUGUAUCUUCAUCUGAGCAUGGAUUUGUCUGGGCUGUAUUUCACGCCUAUAGCUAUCAUCACCACUUGACGAUACGGCCUGAAGACGUCUGGUUCUCCAUUCUCACGCAACUCAGUUUAUUCAUCAAUGCGCAUGCGGAGGAUCUGCGAUCUUUGUUUGUCGCGCAUGAGGGUCAAAAGGAGCUUACAGUAACGGGUCUUGGGACGAUUGAGAAUACCGACUUUGGUGCCCUGGCCUUGCAUAUGACGAAGUUGAUUGAGGAGAAUGUUGUUGAUGAGGAGUUGCGAGCCUGGAUUAUGCCGGAUUUUACGACUACGACUGAGUCGGACAAUGUGGUUGCGGCUAUCUUGAUGAUGGGCGCUUUGCAAAAGUACUUCUCGUAUAAAAUGAUGCUUUUGUGUGGGAUUCCAUCUGUUACGCUGCUAGGUGAGAAAAAGGACUGGACGGCGCUUGUGAAGAAACUUGAUAAGUUACAAGAGCUAGGCGAUGAACCAGCACGCUUUGCUCAGCUUCUUCGUCCGGUUUUGAAUCAUUUCGUUGCGUCCUUUGAGUCUCCGGAGUCACUCAGCGUGCGGGACUUUUGGAGUAAAUGUGCCGACAAAGAGUCUAUGGGCAGUGGACCAAGUUACUUGUCAGGGUGGAUUUCAGUCUUCUGCUUCUGGGAUGAGAAUGGGAAGAUGAUCUAUGAUGAAUCAAUCUAUGCAAAGACUACGCCAGAAUUCGAGAAGCGAAACACUGAAAUGGGGCUGGAUGACGCUUUAUCACGUCGUGUUGAUAUUGAUGAUAUCCCAUCUGGGUUCUCCUCCGUGCCAGUUACUGUCGAUGACAAUGGGGUCACUCAUCACACUACGAUGUUAGCUGGACUAAUCGGCAUCCAAGCUAAAUCAAGUGGUGAAGUUUCAGCUGAAGGAGGUGAAAUCGAUUCGAUUCAGCCCUUGUCAGGAUGGUGGAUGUAUGAAAAAAGGCCAGUGGAUGAAGAUGACCAACAGGCCAGUGAAGCCUAA